Miscanthus lutarioriparius is the source of this 594-nucleotide messenger RNA. Lineage: Eukaryota; Viridiplantae; Streptophyta; Magnoliopsida; Poales; Poaceae. The record is from the annotation of a GenBank genome assembly.
AUGGCGCGGACGAGAUCCUGGCCGGGGGCGACGCCGGUGCGGGUGACCUCCUGGUCGGGGGCGUGGCCAGGGCGGGCGAGAUCCUCGCCGGUUGUGCGCGGCCUCCUGGCCACGGCCGACGCCGGGCCGAGUAGCAUCCUGGCCGAGGGCGACGCCGAGCCGAGCAGCCUCCUGUCCGGGAUCGCGAAGAUGAGCCUCCAACUCGCCGGAGCCAUGCCAGGCGCAUCAGGCUCACGGCAGAGUGCCCCACUGGUUCCCACUCCAGCCCUGCUCUGGAGGAAGAGGAGAGGUCACGGCUCACGGGUAUUGUCCCUCCAAAGGAAAUCCAAGAGAAUGUUGAUGUGCCACCGAAUCCCAGUUACUAUAUUUCCCCUCGCCGUGAUUUGCUCACAACAACUACUACACACUACAGCUGAUUUGGCUGUGCAGUGCAAAAAUCCAAGGAAAAAAAUGUUGGGAUCCCUAUCUGUGAAGGAGCUGCUACGUCAAAGUCUCCAUGGGAUGAACCUGAACUUUUUGAUCUUUACAUCUUUGAGAAUGUUUUUUUUUGACAAACCAAGGAGAGCAUUUGAUAGUGGAAAUCAGAAUCCAUGA